GACGUCCCCGGCCUCCCCCCUCCCCUGCAGCUGCUCUUCCCAAAGCCUCUCUCUCUUGGUCGUCAGCCGGGACAGCUCCAUCCAAACGCAGCGCAAUGGCGAACCCAGAGGCUUUCUUGGGCAGGUGGCGCUUGGUCUCCAGCGACGGCUUUGACGAGUAUAUGAAGCAGUUGGGUAAGGAGCAGGGAAUGGAUGGGGAGAACGGGCGGGGGGGGGGGGAGUAAGAAUUUAAGGGGAUACCAUUUAAAAUGAUGAGGAUAUUUUAUGACAACAGAGAAGCAGAACUAGAGAUUCCCUCCUUUCAUUGGGCAAAACUUGGGGGAAAAGAAAGGGGGCGGAAGGGCAGAUAGUAGGAUUGAAAAGUAAGCCAAUCCAUAAAUGAGUUGGGCAAAUCCUAUCACAAGAACAGUAGUGCUAGUAGUGUGUGCAUUUUUUAUUUUUGCAUCCAAUUUGCCGACUGCAACCUAGCUAUUUACAUGGACGUAGCCUUUCUGGAUGCAAUGACUUUGUGCAUCUGUAAUAAAAUAAAUGUAGCAUUGCAGCCUGAAGCUUAAAAAAAAAAAACACCCCCAAAAGCACUGCUUAAAUAGUGGCAUUGUCUUUAAAAUGGCUGCUUUGGAUUAAGUGACUUACUUAAAAGUUCUUCUCUAUGAUUUGUGUAAGGGAAGCAGUGUCUGCGCGAUGCACAUUUUGUGCACUGCAAUUCUUUGGGUUUUGUGAAUUGUCACGCCUUUCUCGUAUUCUGUCAUACUGGAGUAGACACAGUCCUAUUUCUUCCUACUUUGUGCACAUGUGGUGUGUCUGGCUUGAUUAGGAGUGGAGGAUUAUGAAGAGGGAACAGGAAUUAAUUAAUUUUUCCUUUCCUGGAAGCGCAUAUCUGUCUCUCCUGUGGGGAGCUGGGAUCAGGAGCUUUUGUGUGUCUCAUUUUCUCAGCUCCUGAGAGGCUGGAUGCUCUGUCCAAGGUCUGUGGAGGCAUUCUCAGGCUUUAGUAACAGGCACACAAAUACAAAUGGAUAUUGUUUCAAACAUGAUAUUGAGCUGCAGUGUGUGUGUGUGUGUGUGCGCGUGCACAUAUACCAAACCAUCUGCUUAAAACAACAUAUGAAAAACUUGGAGUGGGGUGGAGGGACAGAAGAAUGGCUGGGGGCGAUGGGAAGGAGAGGGAGAUCUCUCAUAUAAGCAGAAUGGCACUUUCCCAGGGAUUUCACCUGAGUCAGAAAGGAGGGCAGAUGGCAGAAACCUUCAGAACUCCUGUAACACAGCUUACACUUCCUAUUACAAUUCAUUUGGACACCUCUGGUGCAAGAAGAAACCAUACAGUGGGGAUGAAUGCUCAUUAUAACAGAAUAUGAUGCUCUUAAUGAAAUUUAAUUUGAUUUUCUUUUUUUAGACAAGCCGGUCAUUCUUGCAAUUAUAUAGUAUUGUUUUUAUGAUAUUUAAUGUUGUGCGCUGCCUUGAUCUUUUAUGUGAAAUCUAAAUGUUUGGCUUUGGUUGUCUCACUGAACGGACUGGAAAAAAUGCCAGGAUGAGCAAACUUCCUGUGACCGUGCACAGGAGGAUAAAAGGUACCACAGUGAUCUCAUAUUCAGUAUUAUUAUUUUACCAGACAAAUUGAACGGAACACUAACCUAAUUAGGGGUGAAUAGUUUGGGGCUGCAUUGAUAGAUCUGCCAAGUUACAGUGUAUUUAAAGGCUCCAGCUGAGGCUGAAACUGGAAAGAAUAACAGAUAUCUGAAUUAACAUCCGGCUGUUAUGUUAGAACCUUUCUUCUUUCUAUCCUUGUGGAUUAAUUUCACUAAAAUGCAAUCCAAGUCCACAGAUGACUCUUGAAUAGGGCUGUGCAUAUUCUGUUCUAAACUUGGUGUUAGUAUCCAAGCUUUUGCAGAACAAGCAGAAUCCUGUGAUCCAUUUAAAUGAUGCAGAUAAAACACAACUUACUUGUAUUUACACAUUGUAUGUAAAAAAAAUAUUCAGCUUCUGAUCUUCCUGGGUAGUGGCAAAGAGUUAUGAACAGUGCUUAAAUCCCAUUCCUAACCUGUAUGGCACCCCAUAUCUAUUUUUGCAUCCUUAAGGACUAGAUCCUUGCUUUUUGAAGAUGUAAAUGUAAUUGCACAAGAAAGAAUAGGGGAAAUGUAUCACAGGGGCAUGCUAUGGCUUGUUUGGGGAAUUGUUAAGCACGGGUGUGUUGCAUUUCGCUUGUGGGGCUGCAUUUGGCCUGAACUGCAGGCCUGAACUAGCCCCACAGUUGACACACUCGUUAUUUCACACAUGGGGUUAACUAAGUUCUUGUGCCCAGUGAAUGGAGAAAAUCAUGGUGUUAGUCCAUUAUAUACUCUAGCUGGCAUGGGGCUGUUAUGCACUACAUUGAAUCUAAAGAGUAUUCCAAAUGUUUUGGUCUUUCAGUGUCAACCCAGAAGAUAGAGACUCCCCCUUCAAUAUACUAGUAGUGUCUGGGAGAGAGAGAGUAUGUGUGCGUGGAUUUGCUGCACCUCUUGAUUUCUCAUUGCCCAUUUACUCGGUUCAUGAAGGUUUGCUGACUGUUGAAAAGCAUUGUGCUUCGAGUUACCAUACAACCUUUCUGUGAUGUUAUCAAUGAAGGUUGCAUCCAUCAAGUGGUGAAUAAGCAUGUGUAAAGCAGCCUUUAUAGUCUUUGCAGUAAAGGCUUAAGGAUUACAGUACUGGUGCAGGAAACCUUUUAUUUCUCUGUUCUGGGCUCAGUUCAGCUAAUGGUUCCUGCUAGUAGAAGCUCAAUGCAAUAACUUCCACUAGUGCAAUGCAGUUCACUCCCCUCUUGUGGUCUCCCAGUUUGGCUCAGGAGAGUCAGAAAAAACCCCAGAAUGGUGUGUGGCAAGAGGAGAGGGGGAUUGUUUCAUGUGGUGAGCUGAAAUACUUGUGGCAAUGAAACAAUUGCCAUGACACUACAAUGAAUUAUCCCACUUAAAAAUAUAUGUAUAGCCUAGUCCCCAUUCCAGAAACAGAACAUGAAUUGAGUCUUAAAAUGCACAACAAUAAUCUAGAUGAGGUCCAAGUCUAUCUCCAGAGAAUGGAAAUGUGAGCUCUGCAGUUUGGCUAUCCACUCAUUAAGAGAAUACAAGCUUCUCCUUAAUGAUCAUAUGUCCUGCAAACUGUUAUUGCUGCUGUUGUUAUAUUCCUGGUGAUUUCAGUAGUUAGGCUAAAGCAGUGAGGGAGAAGCUGGGCUCCGUCAGAUAUUGCAUUGCAGGGGGUGGACUAGAUUAACCUUAGGGUCCCUUCCAACUCAACAGUUCUGUGAUUCUAUAUUUCCAGACUGCAACUCCAUCAUCCCUAACCAUUGGUCAUGCUGGCUGGGGCUGAUGGAAGCUGAAGUCCAAUGACAUCUGGAAGGUCACACUUUCCACCCCAGUGGCCUACAUGAAUGACUGUAUUUGUAAACAUAGUGUUCUGGGUUGUUGUUGUUUACUUCUCUCCAGAAAGUCUCAGAUAGAUAGCACUGGAGGAGGAGCAAGGCGAGAGUUGUGACAUGACACAAUUUAUUUCUAAUUUUUCUGCAGAGCAAUGGGUACUUUUUUGCCUGAUUUCAUUGAUUUCCCUUUCUAAAUGCCAAUGUGAUAUAAUUUAAUUAUUUGUAUCCGGGGCAGAAGUCAUUUGGUAAUAUGCUGAAGUCUUACAAAAAGACCUGUUACUCCUGUAAGGCAGAACGAAAGUGGAGUAGUUAUAAUAAGCUUCUGAUUAACCUGAGAUGCUUCAACACUUCAGCUGAGUCACUGGAGUUCUCCUUCCCCACGCUGGGUAAUUUAAACAGUUAGGUAAUCUUUUGUGUGCAUGUGUGUAUGUGUGUUAUUGCGUAAUGACUCUGCUUGGCUGAACCAAUCUGACAGGUCCCUUGCCUUUCUCUUUUCUGCAGGUGUGGGCAUGGCCAUGAGGAAGAUGGGGAGCAUGGCAAAGCCAGACGUUAUCAUCACUAAAGAUGGAGACACAUUCCAUGUGAAAACAGAAAGCACAUUCAAAACAUCAGAAUUCAGUUUCAAAUUGGGCGAGAAGUUCAAUGAGGAGACGCUAGAUGGCCGAAAAACUCAGGUAAAUGAAGCGAUCGUCCAGAGAGGGCAUGUACUGAACAGUCACAUGUUCACACUGCUCACAAGUACAACCCGUCUCUUCACAUGUGCACAUUUAUGUGUGAAAGCGUGUGUGUUUGUUGAUUUGUACAGCUCGGCCGUUGGGUACACAGGUCACAUAGUGUACUUUGUUGAACAUUCACAGUCACUAACUGUACACGUGUGUAGCCACACACAUUGGACCCGUGUUGAAUAUAGCAUGUGAACAUCCCUACAGGAAGAAGCUGAUGCAACUCCCUGAACUCUUCUGAUUUCUGUUAGGUGAACAAGUUACUCCCAUCAAUGCGUGUUGUAACACUGAAUGAUACCAAUCACUGUGGUUCAAGUGGUGCACAGUUGCAUCACUGCUGAGGUAAAUUUCCUCAUGAAUCAGCAUGGUAUUGCGUUUGGUUUGUCAGUCAUUGCCUUUGGUUCCCGUAGUGCUGUUUGGGAAUUUUUUGCUUCUGUUGUAGAUUAGCCACCGUUAAUGAUGCAAACUCAUCUUGGGGGAAUGCUGGAAGUGUGUGAGCUUUCUGUGGUUAUUUGCCUUCUCUUCCUUUUUUCUUUUGUGUACCUCGCCCUUCAAACCUGUUCUCAGAGCAACUUACAAAGCUUCAAGAUAAAGCAAAAAAAUCCAGCCGCAAACAUAAAGUAGCAAUUUGAAAAUAAUAACCAAACUAACAGUAGUUUCCUGUACAUGUCUGCCCAAAUGUAGGCCCCGCUGGGCUUACUCCCAGGUAAGUAGAUACAGGAUUGGAACCUUACCUUUGAAAAUCAAAAAAGUAUUUGAUACCUAAAAUGGCAUCAAGCUAGGUGAGCCUGGCAUCAAGCCUCCCCGUGAAGGGAUGUGCAGCGUAGUGGUUAGAGUGUCAGACCAGACCUGGAAGUCUAGAGUUCCCGCUUAGCAAUGAAGAGGAUCACUGGGUGACCUUGGGCCAGUCACUGCCUAACCUACCUCACAGGGCUCUUGUGGGGAUUAAAAUUUGGGGAGAACUAUGUGCACCACAUUGAGUUCAUUGGAGGUGGAAUAUAAGUGCAAUGAAUAAAUAAACAGUUCCAGAGUCAGGAUGCCACAACUGAGAAGGCCUUUCUGUGGUAAGAGGGAUAACUGCCAAAUGGCAAAGGCAGGUCUGUGCUGCAGAACUUAACUAUAGGCAGGCACAUCUGGACACAGGCAGGUAGGGUAGUCCUAAACCAUGGAAGGGCUUUCAGGGUCAAAAUUAGCCCCUUUGGAUUCAGCCCAGAUAUGGCCCGGAAGCCACUGCAGCUGGCAAAACACUGCUGUGAUGUGGUAAUUCAUAUCUCCACAUCCCAGCCAGUACAUGGAACUGAGCACCACAGGCAGGUAAAGAGCCCCACAAAGACAACAAGAGAGUGAAAGCUAGAUCAACACACUUAACAAAACCCUAAACUGUGGCAAAUCUUAAUUACAGUUGGAUGAACCAAGCCAUCUUCAUAAACUAUGUUUUGAAGAUGGAUUGUUUCAGCUAACCUAUAGCUAAGAUUAACUGCAGCUUAAUUGUGUUUGGAUGAUAUGCUAAACAGUGGUUAAUAUCAAAUAAAAGCAAUUAAACAAUCUAUGGCCUUUCAAGCUGGGGGGGGGGGCGUGUUUCUCAGCUGAAGUAGUACAAUCCCUACUAAAAUGUCAAAGCAAGCUGGAUUUGUUCCCUAAUGGAUGCAAAUGGCUACCUGCAACUUUUUACUGUUCUUAGUGCAGCUCCUUUUUUAAUUUUGGGAAAUCCAUGCAAUCUUAAUGAUGGUCCCAUUUUGUAAAUUCUGGUAGCAAAAGAACGUGUUGCAAUGGAAUAGUGGGAUUUGAUUCAUAUCUGCACACCUCAGAGCAGUCAGGUCAAAAGCCCUGCCUGAAUGAUUCAUUGGCUUUUUCUUGGGAGUGUCAUGUCUGUGGUUAAGGCUAAGGAGCUCUCCCUUUUGGAUGCUUGCCAGCUGAUGAUCCCUUCAGUAGGCUUCUUCACCAAACAGGUACAACAAGUUCCUGGAGCUCUUUUCAUGGCCAUUUGCGUUAAGGUGUCACGUUGUGUGAUUUCUGACAAGCAUAUUGCUUCUGCAGGUACUGGAGCAUGGGAAUUCCCCUCAGAUUACAGUAACAGGAGCAUAAUCUUAUGCAAAUAACCUAUAAGAAUAAUGGCGAUUUUCCAGGACCUUUCCUUAAUCUCCAAUUGCAAUACUACAAUUACAGUAUCGUCUCCCAAACUGGUUCUGCACAUCCCUUUGUGAAAGUGCUACGUGAAAGGGGAUUCCAGGAGACAGUCUUAAUUGCAUGUUGCACCCUACAAAGCUUUUUCCAUAUGCUAACCAUCACACAGCCCAUUCUGUUACAGUGGUACCUCGGUUCUCAAAUGAAAUCCAUUCCAGAAGCCCAUUCGGCUUCCAAAACAUUAAAAAACCAAGCGGGGGCGGGGGGUUCCAUUGGUUGCAAGAGCUUCUUGCACUCAGCGGAAGCCAUGCCGCAUGUUUGGGUUCCGAAAAACCUUAGAAAACAGAAGCAUUUACUUCUGGGUUUUCGGCGUUCGGGAACCGAGGUUCCACUGUACUGCUUAUUUAAAGCAAGAGAAAAGGGGGCAAAAAUAUUCCUCUCCCAGACCCACGGGACAUUGAGAGCAUAAAUAGUGUGAUGCUCUGAGGGGUCUUUUUCAUAAGGCAAAGUAAGGAAUGUGUCAAAUUUGGGGGUUCUUAAGGGUGGCAGAGUAGGAGGCACCAACUUCAUUCACACAUCAUGGUAAACCAAACUUUUCCUUACUGGGAGUGCAUGAAUGUGCACAGCAUCCAGACAGGACCUUGUGUAGCCACUUUGCUCCUUCCCAGUUUUUCUUCCUUCUUCACUACACUAAGCCAAAGUUCCUCUUAGUAUGUUGUCUGAACCCAGGCUUAUGGUUAAGCUUUCUCCUUGCUAACCACGGUUUAGUGUAGGAGUAACAGAGACUGCCAAGGAGCAUAGUGGCUGUUAGUUCCUUUCUGGGAGCCAGCACAUUCACAUGGUGUUGCUAAGCCAUGGUUAGAAGUUGUGCAAGCAUUUCAUUUAACAUGUCUGUCAGGCGUCAUUUUCAUUUUCUGUCUGGAGGACAAAACUAGGCGUGUCCUGAUCCUUCUUGGCAGUAUCAAACUUCAGACAAAGAUUUACAGAGAAAAGUACAUGACAACAUAGAGAAUCCACGUUUCAUUCUUUAUCUUCUACAGACUCUUUGGCAUACUAAGAGUCUAAAAGUUACUGCUUUUUAAUUGUCUGCACAAUUAGAAUUUGGGCAAAUGCCUGUGUUUCUGAUAGCUGUUUAUUGUUCUUGCCUUCAUGGGAGAAAUAACUGGUCAGCCAUUGGGGUAGGGGUUUCUUGGAUGAAGGCAGCGCUUCAGCUUUCUGGAGAAUUUGUGUUGAGGAAUUUGGAGUGGGUGGGGAUCUGGAGGGUGGACAUAUUGUUAAAAAAAAGAUACAUAAAGUGGGAGAGCUCUAGGGUUCCUGGACAUGCUUAAUUUGGCAUGUGUAUAUAUAAUAUUUGAAUUCUGUCUCCUUUGUUUUGGUAAGACACUUUCCACACCCAGUUAUAAAUCUGGCAAAGCAGGAGCAUGAUAAUUCCCCCUUUGGUGCAUAGGCAUAUGCUGAACAUAAUCAGACUAUCAGACUAUCCAUGUAUUGGCAUGCCCUCUGCAAAAUAUCUUAUCACUCAGACAAAAUGGUAAUCUCUGUUCGCCUUCUUUAAUUAAAGGGGCAAGUACUGUAUUUUUUGCACCAUAACACUCACUUUUUUCCUCCUAGAAAGUAAGGGGAAAUGUCUGUGCGUGUUAUGGAGGGAAUGCCUAUAGGUGGUAUGCCUACGGAUUUUCCUCCUCUAAAAACUACGUGCGUGUAAUGGUCGGGUGCAUGUUAUAGAGCGAAAAAUACGGUACUUCUCUGGUAGCAUUUGCAUGAGUUUACUCCUUAGGACAAAACUAGACAUAGCACCCUUUACACAAUUGCUAAUUUCAUUAAUGACAUUUUUUUAAAAAAAAGUUUGCAUGAGGGCCUGAUUCCAGAUUGGGACUCUGGCAGAGGAACGCUUCAGGCCUUGCUGUGAACCUAAUCUGGAUUGGUAUCCUGCACCUGCUGGCACUGGGAGAGGGCAAGCACCCAUUGGAAAGAACUGUAGCUAAGGUGAAAGACUUUAACGCCUCCCUCCCUGGUUCCCAAUCAGGAGUUCUCUCUUCCCUCCCUGUGCUUUCAUUUGCUUUUGAAAAGCUACUCAUGCAGUUCUAAUUAAAAAUAUUCUAAUUUCAUGAAUGCAUCAAAUCUAGUUUGGCCCUUAGUUAUGCACACCAAUGCAAGAUCAGAAGCACACUAACUAUUACUGCACUCUCUUGGGACAGAGCAGUUUUGGAAUAAAUUCACUAAGACGCUAAGUACCAGAUUUCUGUAUUCUUUUUCAGACCCUUAUCACCUUAGAUGAUAAUAAUGUAUUGACCCAGCACCAGGAGUGGGAUGGCAAAGAAACAACGAUAACCAGAAAGAUAGUAGAUGGGAAACUCAUUGUGGUAAGUGGAAUUUUCCCCUGGAUUCCUAGCCAAAAUUGUACACAAUAGCUGGAAUGCAACAUAAUUCAGGCAUACUAAGUAUCUAGCUACAUUGCUCUAUUCCCUAGUGAUCUGGAGAGAGAGACUGAUGAAUGAACGUUCUUUGUUUUGCAGGAAUGUGUCAUGAAUAGUGCCAAAUGUACUCGCGUCUACCAGAAAGCAUGAAGAUGCUGGCUUCUAUUUUGGAUGCGGAGCUUUAUGAUGGACAGCUUAGUUCAAGGAACAAAGCUGAUCUACACUCCAUAUUUCUCAUCUGUAUUCCUUCUCCCUGCCCCCCCGGUUUUUUUUAAGCAUCUUGGAAGAAUCUGUACUGUACACAAUUAAAUUUCAAGUCCUUGAUGUAACUACUGAGAGCUAUUAAAUUUAAAAAUUUCAUGAGUUUUUAUUUUCAAA
Podarcis lilfordi (Lilford's wall lizard) is the source of this 9023-nucleotide messenger RNA. Lineage: Eukaryota; Metazoa; Chordata; Lepidosauria; Squamata; Lacertidae. The record is from the annotation of a GenBank genome assembly.